This is a messenger RNA of Eubalaena glacialis (North Atlantic right whale), 675 nucleotides long. RefSeq names its product family with sequence similarity 180 member B (gene FAM180B). The transcript has 3 exons. The coding region runs from base 1 to 675 and encodes 224 amino acids. Lineage: Eukaryota; Metazoa; Chordata; Mammalia; Artiodactyla; Balaenidae. The record is from RefSeq and is a predicted model, not a curated record.
AUGACACGCAAAACAGGGAACGGCUGGAGCCUGCAGUGGAAAGUUGGAGCCCUGGUGUGUGGCAGGCGGACAGAGGUACAGAGAGCAGCCGGGGAGAAUAAGACUCAGAGGACGUGGUGGGCCACGGCUGGGACGAUGCAGUUCCUGGCUUGGUUAAUGGUAGCCAUUUGCUUCCUCCCUGGGGUGACUACAACCCAGCACCGUGCAGGGCAGCCCAUGGACAGCACCAGCGUGGGAGGUGGCCUGCAGGAGCCAGAGGCCCCGGAAGUGAUGUUUGAGCUGCUCUGGUCUGGGCUGGAGCUGGAUAUCAUGGGGCAGCUGCACAUCCAGGACGAGGAACUGGCAUCCACACGUCCAGGCCGCCGGCUCAGUCUCCUCCUGCAGCACCAUGUGCCCAGUGACCUGGAGGGCGCUGAGCAGCGGCUGCAGCAGUUCCAGGACCUGCAGAAGGGACCCCCUCUUAGCCCUUGGGACUUUGAACAUCUGCUCCUCACAGGCCUGUCCUGUGUCUACCGGCUCCAUGUGGCUAGUGAGGCUGAGGAGAGAGGUCGCUGGGCCCAGGUCUUCACCCUCCUGGCACAGGAAACACUCUGGGACCUGUGCAAGGGCUUCUGUCCCCAGGGCCAGCCCCCUUCUCUGGGGCCCUCGGCCUCUACCCUUGACCCCUUCCCCUAA